Messenger RNA from Rotaria sp. Silwood1, 1428 nucleotides. NCBI's taxonomy places the organism in Eukaryota, Metazoa, Rotifera, Eurotatoria, Philodinida, Philodinidae. The record is from the annotation of a GenBank genome assembly.
AUGGGUAAUAGUGUUGAUAAAGAAUUAAAACAUAAUGAACGAAUACAUCAUCAUUUUCAUCAAGUUGAACCAAGUCCAUUUUACUGUGCAUGUCGUAAUGGUGAUUUAGAAACUGUUCGAUUAAUGUUACGUACUAUUUCCUAUAAAGAUUUAAAUCGAUUAGAACUAUAUGAUAAUACUCCACUUCAUGCAGCUUCAUUCUAUGGUCAUAAAGAAAUUGUUCGUCUUUUAUUACAUGAACGUAAUUGUGAUCGUUCACAACGAAAUCGUUAUGGUUUAACAGCUUAUGAAGUAGCAAAAAACGAUGAAAUUCGACAAUUAUUUCAUCGACCAUUAAAUAUUAAUCGAUUUUGUGAUAAUAAUACACAAAAUAAUAAUAAUAAUAAUAAUAAUAGUAAUCAACAAACAUUUUCUAUUGUUUCUUCUCCAUUAGAACAAGUAACAAAAGACAAUGAUAAUGAUCAUGAACCAAUACCUUCAAAAUGGGUUAAACUUUAUCAAACUGAUGAUGAAAUAUAUAAAGAAAUUCAUUAUCUUAGUAAAGGUAAACGUUUACUUCGAUCAAAAUUUGGACGAUAUAUAGCUGGUAAGGGUGCAAAAUAUCAGGGUGAUCAAAAACUUAAUGAUUAUGAAAACUUAAUGGGUUAUUUAACUAAUCGAUUAUAUCGUGUCAAUGAAAUUCGUAAAAUUAUUGAUAAUGUAGUUUCAAAAGAACAUGAUCAAUAUGAUAGAUGUUGUAAUCUAUUAUUAAAAUAUUCUCGUGAUGGAGAUGUUGAAUCAUUAUUGAGACUUUAUUCACUUGAAACACCAUUUUAUCAUGCAUUGCGUAAUAAUAUAGCACCAUUAAAAUGGCCAUUAUUUUUAAAUCUUUCAGAUUUAAAACAUCGAUAUUUUCAAGGUCAAUGUUAUCGUGGUAUAUUAAUGACAAAUGAUGAUUUAAGAUCAUAUCAUUGGGCAUUUAAUAAUAAAGGAAGUUAUAUACGAACAAAUACAUUUUCAUCAACAUCAACUGAUCGUAAAAUAGCAGAAAGUUUUCAUGAAAUAUCAUUAUUAUCGACUGAUAGAAUAAGUGUUUUAAUGCAUUAUCAUUUUCCUAAACCAUGUGAUCAAGCAAUUUAUUUAGGAUCUAUUAAUAAAUCUCAUUUACCAUGUAUAUCAGAAUAUGAAAAUGAAUCUGAAGUUUUAAUAUUACCUCGAACAUUGUUUAUUAUUGAAAAUAUUUAUGAUGUUACAAUAAUUGAUGAAGAACAGCAACAAAAACAAUAUACAGUAAUUUAUUUAGAAAAUGUUUUACAUGCUAAAGAAUCAUUAUUGAGUUCAUUGAAAUUUCUUAUAUCAAAAACAGAACAAAAUGAAAUGGCACUUUAUUAUAAUUCUAUUGCACAAGCAGAACAAGGAAAUAUUAGUAAUGAAACAAUUGACAUUUAA